UUCAAACGACACUUAACUGGUUCACCACAAAACUUUAUAAAUUUGUGUAAUUCGGAUAAAUACAGGAUGUUGCAUAUUUUUCAAAAAAAAAAUAACCGAUUUGUCUGUUCGGGAGGACGUGGCAAAUUGAAACUUUAAUGCAGUUCCUCGUGUCGGCAAAACAGCCGGAUCACACGAAUAUACCAAAGUGUACUUUAUACUGGAAAAUAGGAACAUCUUCAGGAACGUGAGCACGUUUAAGAUUGAAGUAACUACACUUUCCCCUAGUUGGCACUGGCCCAAAAUGGAUUUACAUCAGUUUUUUAAAACUAGGUUUUUCUGAGAUACAAAUUAAGUAAAUUCCAUUCCCCUUUCCCUUCCAGGAUAUUACCUCCUCCCGCUCUUAUGGGUGUUGUCCCUAAAGCUGUAAUCAUCCCUGACCCAGAGAUUUGACCAACUGGGGGAAGGGGAGAGGAGAGGACGGGGUCGCUCUUCAUUGUGUCACACAGUCUACGGCUCCUAUCAGUGGUUGUAUUAGCCAAGGCAGCAGCCAAUCAGGAAGGAAAGCACACUGUGCAUCCAUACGAUUAACUUGUUUAUGUGGUCGCCGUCCAUGGGAAUGCUGUGUGCUUCGAUUAUCCAGAAUUAUGUCUUCAGUGGGUGAUCAUUUCAUUACAGAUACAAUGAAACUCCAGUGCGAAGUGGAAGUUAUCAAUCGGAUGCUCCCGACCUUCGGUAUGAGGAAUAGAGGGAGAGGAAACCGAGCUGUUCUGUCCAUUGGGAAACACCACGAAAGGAACAUCAAAAACAACUCUGCAACCGUUCAUCUUUUGAUCUGUACCUUAAAAGACAAAGCAGGCUGUAAAUACAAGCUGAAAGAAAAUAUAGAGCAGUUUUUCACCAAAUUCGUGGAAGAAGGAAAAGCAACCAUCAGGCUAAAAGAACCAGCCGUGGAUGUUUGUCUGAGUAAGGCAGAUGUCAAUAAUUUGAAGAACUUCCUUUCCACUUUAAGGCUGGCCCACCGUGGUAGUGAAAUAGACACUAUACCAUUGUCCAACCUGGCUCCAGUUAAGACCUCUGAAGUUGAAAAGCCAAAAGCCAAAAUGGUGAUCACAUCUAGAAAGGAUUAUCCUCUCACCACAAACUUCCCUUACUCUCUUGAAUUUCUGCAGGUGUCCUACUGCAAACUAGCACGUGUGGAUAUGCGUAUGCUUUGCCUUCGAAAACUGCGGAAGCUAGAUCUUAGUAAUAACCACAUUCGCAAACUUCCAGCUACCAUCGGAGAUCUUGUUUGUCUGUCUGAGCUUGUUUUGCACAAUAAUCACUUGGAGACAUUCAGUGUCACUUUGUGCAACUCCACAUUGCAGAAAUCUCUGCAGUUUUUGGAUUUGAGCCACAACAGAUUGCGUGCUCUACCUGUUCAGUUCUGUCAACUACAAGAACUCAUUCAUCUAAAGCUUGAUGACAACGAGUUACUCCGGCUUCCUUACAGGAUUGGACAGCUAACUAAACUUCGCUUCCUCUCAGCAGCGCGCAACAAAUUGCCUUAUCUUCCAUGUGAUUUCCAGAGAUUGUGCCUUGAGAAUGUGGAUCUAUUUGGAAACCUUUUUGAACAGCCUAAUCCUCUGACUCCAACAAUUCAGCUGCAGAUUCCAAUGACCCUGUUAGAGACAGCAGCAAGAGCAACAGUAAAUUACAGAAUUGCUUAUGGACCGCAUAUCCUUCCAGCUCACCUGUGUCAAGAUCUGGAUUUGACUAAAACCUGCCUUUGCAGAAGACCUUGCUUGAACUCUUUCGUUCAAGUGGUUAUAAAUCUGAAUUUACACCAGGUCUCCCAUACUGUGGUUCUUGUGGACAACAUGGGUGGCACUGAGGCCUCAAUUCUCUGUUACUUCUGUUCGUUAACCUGCUACUCAGAGUUCCUUGACAAAUAUCAACAACGCAACAGAUGAUCAGUGUGAAAUAUUGUAGCUAAAUGGUAGGUUGCAGUAUAUUUCCCAAGAUGUUUUAAUUUUAGGAACUUGUAUUGAUGAGAGAUGAGCAAAAGCCUCAAGAAUGUACAGGAAGGCUAUUCAGCCAACAUAUCCAGCAUUGGUGCACACUCCUAAGGUGAGUGAAGUUGAACAAAAUGUACAUUUUAAGAACACUACAAACUAUUUGAACUCCAAAUCAGUAACUGGGACAAAACGUUUAACUUAAAGCUUUACAUUUUAAGUCUCAGGUUGAAAUGAUGUUCAGCAGUUUGGGUAGUAUAUUUUGUAAUCUUGGGAUCUUACAUGAAGCCUGUUUUGAUAGAAAAACUAGUAUUUGAGACUGUUUACAAUACUUUUUUAAGAAUUAAAUUUAAAUGGACCUUGAGACUGUGUAUAGAUUAAGUCAUGCUUAACUAUAGUUUAUACAAAGGAACAUAACAGUAUUCAGUGUAUAUAGAUCACUGGCUGUCUCAUUUUCCUACAGCAGUGUUUAAGCUUGAAGAUUGCAGUUGUCUUUUUAAUUGACAAUACUGUAAUGUAUAAGGAAUUUGUUUCAGUGUAUUUAGCAUUGUCAUUUAUAUUUAAUAAAAAUUAACUUAAUUCUGUUUUGUGUCCACUAAAAUUACACCAGACUGACCAAUAUUAAAACCAGUUAUAAUAUGAGGCAUCCUUGGAAAUGUUAGUUCCUUUUAUGAUUUUGUAUUUCAUAUCUGUUUUAUCACAAGUCAUUUUCUAUAUAGGGAAAAUGUGUUGCAUCUUGCAAUUUGGAUGUGUUGACAAUUUAGUCAAUGGUGAUGGUAGAUCUAGCUUCAAGAUGCCAGAUCUUUCCAGUUUGAACAGCACCUCUCAUGUGAUGAUUUGUUAAUCAGUGCUUCUGUGCAUUUGACCAAUGGAAUGACUUGUUUAGUCAUCAACACUGUCAACAUUGCACAACAUCUGGAUGUGAGGUUUUUAACCACAGGUUGCAUAUCUGGAGCAUCACUUCCUGUCAGAAACAUUGCGUUUUUGAUCAAUUAUAUCUGCCACACAGGACAGUGUAUCCACGCUUUAGUCUGUGUUUUACUGAUUUUAUUUACUUAUUAGUUAAUCUCCUUUGAUACUGUGGAGUCAAAUCCAAAUGUAAUAUUGAGGUGAAAAGGGGUAGAAGAAAUUUCUUACAGAAUUUUAAGCAACCUUUCAUUGACACUGCUGCAUUACCGAGCACCUGAGCAGAGUUGGAAAUACAGCUCAGUAGUGCAAUGGGAAUGGGCCCAAAAAUGCAGAAAUUAUUUUAUUUAAAAAUGUACUGGGAGAGUAUAUUUAAUAUUUAGAAGUCAUCCAACGGGUAAAAUUCUUUUCUGUCAUCUGACAAUUUGUUACUUGACACAGCAGAAAAGGUGGCAGAAUCCAAUUUGAAAGGGGAGGGAGAUUGCUCAGUUGUACCACUCAAUAGCCAAAGAAAAUCCUGUUAGAGCUUUGCAUAAAGGUGUUUCAGGCAAAAGGAUGACAUAUAAAUGUAGCAGCUACAUGUGGACACAUUUAACGUGCAGACUUAUGUAGGAUGUGUUACAUAGGGCCUUUUAAUAGGGGACAUGGCAGACACUUAUUUUAAUACUUGUAGCUGAAUUACAUUUGGUAACUAUAGGAAGAAAUGUUAUUGCCCUGUCGGAAACCAUUUUGAGGAGUGAUCUUAAACGAGUAUAGAUAAUCAUUAACCAAUGUAUAAAAGCAGCUGACUCAUAGCCCUGCAAAAAGUUGAGCUUUUAAAGUUGAAAACAAUUUCUGGUGGCUCAUUUUACUGUUAUAAUUGACUAUCUUAUCAGGUAUUUCAGCAGUUAAAUAAUUUCAAAAAUCAUACUGGUGGUAGGCCCAUAAACUGCACUGUAUACUCAUUUUUUUGGUGUGUGCCAUGUCCAUUGUAAAAUGGACCUGCUCCAAAAGUGUGCUGCUUAUAUCCUAAUCAAACCAAGCUUACUGAUUUGAUUUGGUUCCUGGUCUGCAAUGCUUUUUUUUAAAAUCUCAUCUUGUUUUCAAAUUCCUCCAUGGCCUCACCCCUCCCUGUCUCUUCCUUCCUUUGACCUUCCAACCAUCAGAUCUCUGCUCCUCCGAUUCUGGCCUCUUGUGAUUUCCGUUGCUCCACCAUUGGUACCCAUGCCUGCAGCUGCCCAAGCCCCGAGCUUCCCCUGCUUCUCUCUUUCUCCUCCUUGAGGUGCUCUUUAAAACCAUCAGUGGCAUAGUGUUAAAUUUUGUUUGCUAAUACUGUUGUGAAGUUUACCUUGAGAUGUUUUACAAUGUUAAAAGUUCUAUGUAAAUGCAAGUUAUUGUUAACAACAAUGUAGCAAGCAGUGAAAACUUGCCUCCUGCUGAAAAAUAAAACUAAUGUUGCAUCCUUCA
Messenger RNA from Carcharodon carcharias (great white shark), 4325 nucleotides. RefSeq names its product leucine rich repeat protein 1 (gene lrr1). Lineage: Eukaryota; Metazoa; Chordata; Chondrichthyes; Lamniformes; Lamnidae. Bases 627 to 1931 code for a protein of 434 amino acids. The record is from RefSeq and is a predicted model, not a curated record. Gene Ontology annotation, molecular function: protein binding. The transcript is spliced from 4 exons.